Molecule: messenger RNA, 393 nt
Organism: Striga asiatica
Lineage: Eukaryota; Viridiplantae; Streptophyta; Magnoliopsida; Lamiales; Orobanchaceae
Source: the annotation of a GenBank genome assembly
AUGAGGAAGCUUGACCCUUCCAAAAAAGACAGGUGGAUCUGGAGUGUUGAUGUAAAAGGCUAUAGGAUUCGAGCAUUUGUCCUCGCCUAUAGCCAUCUUUGUGGGUUUGGCUUGUAUUUAGGACACCGUUUUAGCCAGCCACAUCCGCCCGCCAUCAGGUUCUCAUCCGCGAAGCACCGUGCAGAUUUCAGUAGUACCGCACGCAUGCACUGUCCAGGGCCCCUGUCUCACGCGAUUCAUGAUCGUCCGACGUUCUUGUGCCCCUCGUCUCAGCAUUCCAGUGCGACGCUCAUCUCUGUCUUGCAACCAGUGCGCUUCUCGUACGACCCGCAAUGCCCGAGUGCGACCCGUCACAAGAUCCACGACAGCCAGCGUACAACAUCCACGUCCUAG